Eremothecium gossypii ATCC 10895 is the source of this 1041-nucleotide messenger RNA. It is a transcript of the gene TIF34, whose product is annotated as translation initiation factor eIF3 subunit i. Gene Ontology annotation, biological process: cytoplasmic translational initiation. Gene Ontology annotation, molecular function: RNA binding; protein binding; translation initiation factor activity. Lineage: Eukaryota; Fungi; Ascomycota; Saccharomycetes; Saccharomycetales; Saccharomycetaceae. Gene Ontology annotation, cellular component: eukaryotic translation initiation factor 3 complex, eIF3m; cytoplasm. Bases 1 to 1041 code for a protein of 346 amino acids. The record is from RefSeq and is marked provisional. The transcript has a single exon.
AUGAGACCGAUCAUGUUGAUGGGACACGAGCGUUCGCUCACGCAGGUGAAAUAUAACCGCGAGGGAGACCUAAUCUUCACGUCGGGGAAGGAUAACGUUGCGUCGGUGUGGUAUGCGAUGAACGGCGAGCGUCUGGGAACGCUGGAGGGUCACAAUGGUUCGAUUUGGUCGAUCGACGUGGACCAGCACACGGAGUACGCGGUGACCGGGAGUGCGGACUUCAGUGUGAAGGUCUGGCGCGUACGCGACGGCAGCAUCGCGCACUCGUGGGACACGCGCACGCCCGUGCGGCGCGUGGAGUUUUCGCCCACCGGCGACCGUGUGCUUGCGGUGCUGGAUAACGUGAUGAACUACGCCGGCGCCAUCGUGGUGUUCAGCGUGACGCGGGAUGCGAACAACCAGAUCACUGGCUUCAACAGCGGCCUUUCCUGCGAGAUCCUGACGCAGGAGGGCUGUGCGCCCGUGCUUGUGGCGUCGUGGUCGUAUGACGGCAAGUACAUCGUGGCCGGGCACCAAGACGGCAAGAUCAGCAAAUACAACGGCGUCACGGGCGAAUGCCUGGAAAUCAAGGACCUGCACAAGCAGCGCGUCUCCGACAUCCAAUUCUCGCUUGACCGCACCUACUUCCUCACGACCUCCAGAGACAGCUACGCCAACCUAGUCGAUGUCGAGACAUUCGAGGUCCUGAAGACCUACGAAACUGACUGUCCGCUGAACAGCGGUUGCAUCACCCCGCUAAAGGAGUUCGUCAUUCUGGGCGGUGGCCAGGACGCGCGCGAUGUCACGACCACCAGUGCCCGCGAGGGUAAGUUCGAGGCCAAGUUCUACCACAAGCUUUUCCAGGUGGAAAUCGGCCGUGUGGACGACCAUUUCGGUCCCGUCAACUACAUCGCCGUUUCCCCGCAGGGCACCUCGUACGCCUCCGGCGGUGAGGACGGUUUCGUGCGCCUCCAUCACUUCGACAAGAGCUACUUCGACUUCAAGUUCGACGUCGAAAAAAGCGCCGACGCCCAGAAGAAGGUCGACACUGCUGACCGCUGA